This is a messenger RNA of Zootermopsis nevadensis, 1706 nucleotides long. NCBI's taxonomy places the organism in Eukaryota, Metazoa, Arthropoda, Insecta, Blattodea, Termopsidae. The record is from RefSeq and is a predicted model, not a curated record.
GUAUAAUGUUAUAAAACACGUAGCAAACUGUUGGCCAGGAGCAGAAAACUAUCUGUCGCCUCAAGUAGCGUAACGUCGCGACGCUGACCGACGCUUCUUACGAAUACGUCGCACCGCUACUAGGCGUCCUUCCUUCAACUGACGUCCCUCUUCAGAGGAGGCUACGACACGUUCCGGGGAAGUCUGCCCCAUCGAGUGGAUAACUGAACCACAGCAUACCACAGGAAGCUAUGUUGGGUCUACAGUCGAGUUUGGGGUCCCUAAAGAUGACCCUCUUCAGUGUACUGCUACUGCAUCUUACUGUAUUGGUCCUUGGCACAGCAUCAGCGCCUUCUGAGACGCACGAGACUGCUGAAGAAUCAUCGCCCGUUUCAGCCGGUGGUAUGGGACUAGUGCCUCAACUUGAAGACUCAUCAUCGGCCGAAAACGCCGAAUUGGAUUUCGUCAAACGACUUUAUGACUUCGGUCUCGGGAAACGAGCCUACAGCUACGUGUCCGAAUACAAGAGACUACCUGUUUAUAACUUUGGCCUGGGCAAGAGAAGUAAGAUGUACAGCUUUGGGCUGGGGAAGCGGUCGGGGACUGAAGGUAGGCUGUAUUCUUUCGGCCUCGGUAAACGGGACUACGACGAUUACGCUGAAGAGAAUGAAGACGAAGAUCAAACGAACGGAGAUGAGGAGUUUGAAGACUCUGAUCUGGAUCUUAUGGAGAAACGUGAGAGGCUUUAUUCAUUUGGUUUAGGAAAGAGAGCAAGACCUUACAGUUUCGGACUUGGAAAGCGAAGCCCUUCUUCAGGUAUUCAGCGACUCUAUGGGUUUGGUCUUGGCAAGAGGGGAGGUUCUUUGUACAGUUUUGGACUCGGCAAACGUGCUGAUGGCCGACUAUAUUCUUUCGGACUAGGGAAGAGACCUGUCAAUUCUGGUAGACAAUCUGGGAGUCGUUUCAAUUUUGGCCUUGGAAAAAGAUCUGACAUAGAUUAUAAUGAAUUUGAUGACGAACUUGGGGAGGAAGCAAAGGGAUUUCCCCAAGGACAUAGAUAUUACCUUGGGCUGGGAAAACGAGAGGUGGCUCCCAGUGAACUAGAUGCCAUCAGGAAUGAAGAACGAGAAAAGAUAAAUUAUCGGGAUGAAAGCAGGAAGAACGAGACUGCUGAAGGACACCACUCUGGCGAAAGAGUGAAAAGAAGUCUUCACUACGCUUUCGGCCUCGGCAAACGAGCGUACGAUCUGGAAUCAUCCACAAUUGACACCGAUGAGGAUGACGAGGCACGUAAUGAUUUUGCGAGACUCAUCCGUCGACCCUUCAACUUUGGCCUCGGUAAACGGAUUCCGCUCUACGAUUUCGGCAUAGGAAAACGGUCGGAGCGUUAGAAUUUGACUCUAUUCCUCCCGCCCUCCCCCAUCAGUCCAAACAUCAGCUGAUAAUUUCCUCCUCCUUCCAUGUCUCUUUCAAUAUAAUUACUGACUCUAAGUGUACAGAAAAUAAACAAGUAUAAUGCUUUCAAAACCUACAACUCGAAAGCGUUUAUGCAAUUCGCCAUCAAGAGUGAAAUUGUUCCAGUCACUCUGAACAGGCCAAAUACCUAAUUAUUUAUUUUUUUGUUAUAUAAUUAAAUGCAAUUGUAAGUAAUGGUAUAAGAAAUUUGUGUUACCUUCUUAAUGUAUCCCUGAGUGUGCAAUAUACCACGAUUUACUCUGUUGUUUAAA